This is a messenger RNA of Micromonas pusilla CCMP1545, 987 nucleotides long. RefSeq lists its product as uncharacterized. The transcript has a single exon. NCBI's taxonomy places the organism in Eukaryota, Viridiplantae, Chlorophyta, Mamiellophyceae, Mamiellales, Mamiellaceae. Bases 1 to 987 code for a protein of 328 amino acids. The record is from RefSeq and is a predicted model, not a curated record.
AUGCUUCUUCACACGAAGCACGCGUCGCUGCCGACGUCGUUCGCGGACGCGUUCAACGCGCACUGCGCCCCGGAGACGAUAUGGCCGCUCGAGCCCAUUCCCGCGGUCGCGGCGAAGAUGAAGAAGCGUCUGAAGACGCACGCCGCGGACUUCCGAGACGGGAAGAGCCUGCCAAAGCACGUCGAGGCGGCGACGAAAGCGUCGUACGGGCUGGACGCCGUCGUCAACUUGAUGGGCGUCGGCGCCGCGGCGACGCCGUUGCGGCCGACGACGUCGCUGACGCACUGCAGCGGGUUCGACUUCGACGAAAUCUUCCACCCGACGGUUCGCGCGCCGUUCUUGAUCGUCCGCGAGUGUCUGACGCGAUUGCUGCAGUCGGACGGGCCGAGGGCGGUGCUGUCGUUUUGCCCGCCCCCGCGCGCGGGGUCCGGGGAUAACCUCGGCGCGUACGGCCUCGCGCGCGCGGUGCACGGGAUGCACCUCGUCGGCACCGCCGCGGAGUACGCCACAGCCGACGCGCUGUACGUGUACGCGAUGUGGGCGGAAGGCGCGGAGAAGCCGUCGGAGGCGUUGUCCGACGCCAUCGCGACCGCCGCGGGUCGCGUCGUCGACGCGGGCGGCGCCGCGUCGGCGAGGCCCCCAGACUCGGGCACGUUUUGGCGCGUCCGCGACGUCGCGGGCGUCGACGACGUCGAGAACGUCGGCGGCGUGGACGAUGACGAGGUGGUGGACGACGUCGAGUACACGCCGCGGAGCUGGAAGUUCCCGGACUGCGCGGAGCGCUUCCAGAAGCUGGUGAAACUCUUCGGCGGGAGCACUAGCGGUUUUUACGGCCACGAGAUACCGAUGCCGCCGCCGAUGGACGACGCGCACGCGGCUACCGCGACGUCCGUCUUGGAAGGCACCGGGAAGCAGUUCAAGACGGACCCGAAGGAGGUCCAGCGCGCGUUUGAAAAGCGGUUCAACAUCACGGGCGCUUUUAAGUGA